CAGUAGCACAGGCACUCUGUUUGCCUUGUUCACUAGUAUAUUCUGCAUAUUACACAGCACACAGUAGAUACUCAGUAAAGUGAAGGGACCACAGGGGAGGUGCACUAGACUGUGAGGUGCCUUUUGUAGUGAAUGUGUUCUAAACUGCACUUCGUUUCAAUCUUUGUGGCCAAUGGUGAAUAAAGGCGUAUGGAACUUGGGACCUUGGAAGUUCUGUAACUAAGACAUGGAAGUAACAACAGCCAGCCAAGACAAAAAGAAUGUUCCUUUCUUUCCCCUUCCAAGUUCUACGUAAAGGGCUGGGCCCAGCAUCCCGGACUUUUGUGACUAGGUAAGCAUUAGGAAACUUCACUUUGGUACCCUCCCAUCAGUGGCUCAAGGUGGCUUCUCGGUAGACAGAGGCUUCUAAGUAUCAAAGCUUCCCCCUGCACAAGCCCAGCACCAUGGGGAAGGGAGACACCACCUCGGAAACAGCAUCGGCUAAUGCCUAUCGCUCUGUCAUGGAGGAGUAUGGUUAUGAGGUGGGCAAGGUCAUUGGCCAUGGCUCCUAUGGAACUGUAUAUGAGGCUUACUACACAAAGCAGAAGAUUAUGGUGGCUGUCAAGAUCAUCUCAAAGAAGAAGGCAUCUGAUGACUAUCUUAACAAGUUCCUACCACGUGAGAUACAGGUAAUGAAAGUCUUACGGCACAAGUACCUCAUCAACUUCUAUCAGGCCAUUGAGACCACAUCCCGAGUAUACAUCAUUUUGGAGCUGGCUCAGGGCGGUGAUGUCCUCGAAUGGAUCCAACGCUAUGGGGCCUGCUCUGAGCCCAUUGCUGGCAAAUGGUUCUCCCAGAUGGCCUUAGGCAUCGCCUACCUGCACAGCAAGGGCAUCGUGCACCGCCUGACCCCCAGCCUUUCUGCUGCUGGUAGGGACUUAAAGUUGGAGAACCUGUUGCUGGACAAGCGGGAGAAUGUGAAGAUAUCGGACUUUGGCUUCGCCAAGAUGGUGUCUUCUAAUCAGACUGUGCGUAGUAGCCCUUCUUACCGCCAAAUGAACUACCCUUCAAACCUCAGCCAGACCUACUGUGGCAGCUUUGCUUAUGCCUGCCCGGAGAUCUUGCUAGGCUUGCCCUACAACCCUUUCCUGUCUGACACGUGGAGCAUGGGCGUCAUCCUCUACACUCUAGUGGUUGCAAAGCUGCCCUUUGAUGACACCAAUCUCAAGAAGUUGCUGAGAGAGACCCAGAAGGAGGUCACUUUCCCAGCUAACCUCACCAUCUCCCAGGAGUGCAAGAACCUGAUCUUCCAGAUGCUACGCCAAGCUACCAAGCGUGCCACCAUCCUGGAUGUCCUCAAAGACCCCUGGAUGCUCAAGUUCCAGCCUGAGCAACCCUCGCAAGAAAUCAAGCUGCUCGAGGCCAUGUGCCAGCCUGCCAGCACUGCUAAUCGUCACCAAUCCCUGGAAAUCACAACCUGAAAGUGGCUGAGGCAGGAAGUUAAGGAGAAAUGCAGUAGGGUCUGGGGGAAAAUCUUUUAUAUAAAAAUAAAUCUAAUUAGUUUCAU
Molecule: messenger RNA, 1546 nt
Organism: Psammomys obesus (fat sand rat)
Lineage: Eukaryota; Metazoa; Chordata; Mammalia; Rodentia; Muridae
Gene: Tssk4
Product: testis specific serine kinase 4
Exons: 4
Coding region: 444-1460 (338 amino acids)
Biological process (GO): microtubule cytoskeleton organization; protein phosphorylation; intracellular signal transduction
Cellular component (GO): cytoplasm
Molecular function (GO): protein serine/threonine kinase activity; tau-protein kinase activity; ATP binding
Source: RefSeq, a predicted model, not a curated record